AUGAAGGCAAUUGUUAAGGGCUUAAUGAGUGGGAAAAAGGGCGUCAUCGACCCGAAUCCAACAGGUACCACCGAUAACUCGCGCAACACCGAAUGGCCAGGCGACGCAGACAACAUGGCACAAACACCACAAACACAACCACCGCGAACGCAAAAAUCCCAACCUAGUUCGAGUGUUUCCCAUGACUUUGAACUCGAGCCUCACGGCCUCUUCGUGCUGUACCCGACGCCCGAGGUCUAUGUGCAGGCUUCGGCACUAGAACUUGACUUCUGGCUGGAGGAUUUCCUCCCGGAUGCCUUUCCGAAAGCAAGGAUCAUGACCUUUGGGUACGACUCAGGGUUAGCAUUCAACAGAUCCAAGGCAGGCGUAGAGAGCUUUGCACGGGAUCUCUUGAAUCGAUUGAGAAUGCUUCGUUCGAGCUAUGAGGCAAAACAUCGUCCCUUGGUAUUCAUUGCCCAUAGUCUAGGUGGCAUACUGGUUAAGAAUGCCCUUGUUAUAGCACACGACGCAGCCGAUUUCUAUGGGGACAUUCUCAACUCGACCAAGGGCAUUAUUUUCAUGGCUACACCUCAUCGAGGGUCAGAGCUCGUCCCCUGGGCUCUUUUAUUAUCCAACAUUGUGAAUGUGGUGAGCUUUGGGUUGGGAAUCAAAAAGUCUCUAUUGCGCAACAUUGACCGGGACUCGGACAUGCUUGCGGAGGUCUCCAGACGGUUCGCCCACCGUGCGACUAAGCUAAGGCUCAUGAGCUUUGUGGAACAGCAGAUUGAGCGACCUUUGACCACAUUGGUUGUUCCCGAGUACUCCGCUGUGCUCAAUGUCCAUAAUGAGAUGAUCAUUCCCAUGAAUGCCCAUCACAGAAGCAUCUGCCGCUUCCGCAGUCAACAAGACCAGGGCUAUCUGCUGAUAGAAGCCGCAAUCAGAGAAAUUGUCUACCAGGCAAACGAGGAUACUCAUCCGUCAGUAUUGCUAGGAUCAACUAUUAAGGACCCAAUUGACGUCCAGCCAACUGCUGCGACAGUCAUCGCUUCUCUCAACAGCGUUUCCACUAAUAGCUCAAAACGGGCGAUUAUUGAUAGGUCGUUCGCAUCAAGAAGCCCGUCAGCCCCAUUUCCUGAGUCCUUUGGCACUUCUGCCUCGUCCCUGGCCACAGACUCGUCCACUCUGCCCGUGAGAAUGAGUGACAGCACACGACCAUCGACCCGAAGCUCGGUCGUCCCUUCAAUCUUUACAAAGCACAAUGCAGAAAUCUCCUCGCCGGCUAUUGGCCCGGUGUUUCCCUUUGAGACGGUGAAAGUUCAAAUCAGCGGCCUUCGCAAAAAGCUGAAUCUUCGCAAUUACGCUGCCGACCGGACUUGCUCUAACGUGUUGCACCUCCCGUCGGGGACUCCAUUAUCGAAACUAGGUCUCUUGCUGCCAGGCAUCAAACCGGUGUUCAGCUUCAAAUUCAAAGGGCAAGAAACAGCGAUCCCUCCCAUUUGGCGCGAUAUGUCCACGACCCCAGUCCAAGUAACGGCCGGCCGGCCCUGCUACGACAGGUCUCGGGGGUUAAAGAUCAACCAAACUCAACAGAUUGCCGCGUUCUUUAGCCGAGUGUUUCCCGAUCCCCUCGAGGCAAAACUAGACUGGGAAGCUGAUUACGAGGACUCGAGCCCCUUCUCACGGGUUUCUUCGGAAUCGAUCACAGUGGGGAGGGGAGGGGAACCGCAGCUGGUCAUCUCAUUCCAGAGAACAAUUAGAAUACCGGAAGAUUCGAAGGACUACGACCUGCCGCCGGGCCUCGGCCGGGUGCCGUUGUUCAACAUUCAUCCCUUCAGCGGCAUGCUGCCCCCAGAGAUGGUCGCACAAGGUGGAUUGUUCAUGCCUAUGUACCAGUUCGAGGCCGUGUGGAUCCAAUUCCAGUACAAGUCGGAGCUCGAUCGGAAGAAGUUCGUCAUCCGCCCUUUUCUCGGAGGCGUGAACGGCAUCUCCGGCGAAGCAUCCGUAGGGAACAUGGGCUCUGUACUCCGGCGGCCGAACACGCCAAAGCAGGACUACAUCGUGCUUCCGGAGCAGCGAUGGCUGGACGGCGUCGCCACGCGGCCGGGAAUAGUGAAACAGUUUGUUGCAACCGCGAUGGUACCUCCACAGCGAGGUCCACCAAGGGAGCAGAGGGUUUCUUGCGGGACGGGACGCGUGAAGCUCCACGGCAAGUCUCGUAGAGACGACACCGACGAGGAAACGCAGGGACCCAUCGGCGCCUCGAUCGAGUGGCAAGUAACGGGCGGGGACGAAGUCGGCGGGCUCCAGCUGCAGAUCAUACCCACUUUCGACCUUGAGAAGAUGUGUGUCUCCUCUGCGAAGAACUACACAGGCUCCGAGUUCAAUCGUCCCCAAGGCGCUCGGAAAUUCGAUGUCCUAAAGACACCCGAGGAGGAAGGCCUGCUGGUAGGCGAUAUGAUACAUGUCAAGGAUCUGAAUCACGUUCCUCAGGAACGAGACAAGCUCUUGGGAGACCUGCUGAGUGAGGCGCCGGUCCCCUUGACUGCGCAGGAUGUAAUCGAACUGGAAGCAGAGCGGGACCGGGUCGCUCAGUGGAUAGUCAACGUCGGUCUUUAUGACAAGCCCGACACAACGGUUACCUUACUGUUCGAAGAAGAUGAUGCCUGGGACGAAGUCGUGGCUAUUGUUCAGGAUAAGAUGCAGUCAGACGGUAGCCUUUGCUUCGUAUCGACUGCAAGGAAUGGUGUUCGAGGCCUGGCACCACUGGGAUCCUGGUUUGACCUCUCUGCGUUGAAGAGGAACAUUGACAACAAGGCCCCCAGCGGUCUUAACUCUGAAGAAGCACAACGCUUGCAGAACCCGCAGCAGCAGAGUCUAGUCUGGGUCCCACCUGGCGCAUCCGGGCUACGAUUUCUGUGCGUCGUGAGUUCUGACUGGAAGAUAUCUCCGAGAUACGGCGGCAAGAACCCCGUGUACAGAAUGUACAUUGCUCUGGAAGAGUCAGCAACCACGGCAGAGCUCCGCAAGGAGAUCGAAAAGGCGACAGGCUUGUCGACUUCGGCCUAUGAGAUCAGUUCAUACCGUUCUGCCGCACAUGCCGAUACUUGGACCGUUCUCAGUGGCAGGAUCGACAUGGCCACUUUUAGCUCUCCAACGUUCGAUCUCGUUUACAGCCCGUACAGAGAUGGAAAGCAGGGCAAAGGGCCGAUUCGAAUUCACAUCACGCCUGAGGAUUCCAUCGAGGCUGUUACCAUUGAGUGCGAACCGGACUGUACCUUUGACGAGCUCGGCGACCGUAUCCAGCAGGAGGUCAUGGAUAUCCCGCGUCGCGCGCAACGUCUGUACUCGGGGAAGACAUACUUGGACCCCGUCGAGGCCGGACGAUACACGCUCAGUUCACUCCGCAUAAUGGAUGGAGACACAUUACGUCUGGAACGCCCUCUUCAUGGUGUUUACGUCAUGACCCUAACCGGUAAGAAGCUUGUCGUAAAGUGCGACUUGUCUAGCACAGUGGAAAAUCUCAAGACUCGAAUCCGGGACAAGGAAGGCAUACCGGUGGACAUGCAACGACUGAUAUUCGAGGGGAAGCAGCUUGUGGAUGUUCAUGUCUUGAGUGACUAUAAUAUCCAAAAUGAAUCCUUACUCCAUCUCGUUCUCACACUUCGCGGUGGCGGCGCAUCUGUUUUCGUCCGGUAUAACGGCCAGGUCGAGAGGAUAUCCAUAGUUCACAAGACUAUAGCGGAUAUCAAGCUGGCGCUCCACAAGAGGUUGGGCAUCCCUGUGGAGAAGCAGGCUUUGUUCUACAAUGGGGCCCUUGUCCAUGAAGGCGAAUCCCCCAACGCCUACGCAGAGAAGCAUCUUGACCUCGCCGCAUUGCCCGAGUCGCACCCGCAGCGGCUUGCCGUCGGCGCUGGCGGCAGCAUCGUCCAACGUAUUGAGCGCGACACGACGAGAGACCCACGCGUCUGGGAUGUCAGCGCCGCGCGCAUCCUCAAUGUGCAGAUCAUCGACGCUCGCACCUUCCGCAUCGUCACAGGGCUCAACCCACCGCCUAGUCCUGUCUCGGCGGAGACGUACAGGGAAUGGGAGUUACCGCUUUACCAGUUCAACAUGGAUGACAAGGCUAAGGAGCAUGGGAUUGAUCCUGGGCAGUGGGGGAGCAUCUUGGGUGUUGCGGAGGUGUCGGAGGGAAAGUUGCGGAGGGAGAGGAAUAAGAAGGCCGGUGCGAUGAGUCAGGAAGGUACGGUUAUGAAGGAGGUGAGGUGGGGUUUACGCAGGGAUGGGGGUUGGGGUCGGCUUGAUGACGGGGAUUUGGGAGAGGAGGACGAAGAAGGAGAAAGUGGAGGAGGAGAAGGAGGAGAGGCGGUUUGCUGGGAUCAGAGCCUCGAAUUCCCCGUCGUGCUGCUUGCCGUCGACGACUCGGUGCCGAGGUUUAGGAGCAUCGCCGAGCUUAGCUUAUCCGUCGAGUGCGUCGAGGCCGUGGUGGCCCUGGCUCGCGACAAAGGCAAAUCUGAAGACGAAGAUAGGCACGUUAGACCGGCCGCCUUGGAGGUCUUGGGAGCACAGCCCAGCCUAUCCAGCGAGCGCCUCGAGGUUGUGGCGGCACUCUUCGUUAAAGACGAGGACUCGUCGGUCAAAUGGGCCGCCUUAAAGGUCUUCGAAGGACAGUCCAGCCUAUCCCACGUGCCCUGCACAGCCAUAGCAGAACUCCUCGAAGACGAGUCCUGGUACCUCAGACGGCAGGUCUUAGAGACGUUGAAAGCACGGUCCAGCGUACUAGAUGAGCGCCUCGAGGCCCUAGUGGUAGCAUUCCUUGGCGUCGAAGUCAGGGAGCGCGUCGCGUUGGUAGCCUUGGAGGUCUUGCAAACACAGCCCAGCCUAUCCGACAAGUGCCUCGCGGCCGUGGCGGCACUCCUAGAAGACAAAAAUGAGGUCCAGUCGAUCAAAUGGGCCGCCUUGUCCGUGCUAAGACGCCAUGACGAAGGCUACUCUGCCCUUCUUCGCGGUCCAUCUUCAGGAUCACUGAUCCAGGCCUUCUUGUCGGGUAACUUUGAGGAACAAUGGAGUUGGUACGUCGAGGAUGGGGCGUCCUGGAUAAACGGGCCAGAUGGGGUCAGAAAUGCUGGCAUUGAUGACAUGGAGAUGUUCAAGGACAUGGUCAUGGAGGCGUGGCCAUGCGGAAUUCCACUCCAGCGGGCGUCGGAGGAGGGGGACAUAUGGUAG
Dichotomopilus funicola is the source of this 5202-nucleotide messenger RNA. RefSeq lists its product as uncharacterized. NCBI's taxonomy places the organism in Eukaryota, Fungi, Ascomycota, Sordariomycetes, Sordariales, Chaetomiaceae. The record is from RefSeq and is a predicted model, not a curated record. Gene Ontology annotation, molecular function: protein binding. The transcript has 17 exons. Bases 1 to 5202 code for a protein of 1733 amino acids.